AUGCAACAGGCUGCCAAAGCCGAUGUCUCCGGUCCGCCAGCUCCUAGCACGCUCUCUUACGUUAAUACUGAAUCAAGCCCAGGACAUAAAUCUCUUGUGGCUCUCCUGGAGUUCUUCUCCGUAGAACAACGUGACCCCAAAAUACCAUGUUUCAUGAUGGACACAUAUGUGAAGAACAAAGACUUCUACGGAAGACAAGAUGUUCUAUGCAAACUUGAUGACUGUUUUCUCCCUUCAAAAGAUACGCUGCCAUCUUCGCAACCCGAUCAAAUACGCGUGGGAAUAUUAUGCGGCAUGCCUGGUUUAGGGAAAACAGAAAUCGCCAUGGAAUACGCGUUUACUCGCAAAAGGAAAUUCGAUGCGGUUUUUUGGAUCCGAGCCGAUGAUGUGUCCAAGCUUGAAUCAGACUUCGCCCAGAUCGCUAUCAAAUUAGAAAUCCAGGACCCUAGAGAGCCAGAUGACAAGAUCAACAAUAAAGGGCUCGCAAUUGAAUGGCUUUGCAACCCGUUUAAGACAGACCGUGGUACCGGGCAUCAAUUGCGAGCUUCCUGGCUGGUUGUAUUCGACAAUGCUGACGAACCUGACAUCCUGGCGCCAUAUAGUGAAAUCGCUAAUAGCGGAGCAGUCUUGAUCACCAGCCGCAGCCCCCUCGCGAGGACAGCCUUCUCGCAACAUGCGAUCUCUGUCGAUGUCCAGCCGUUUAAUUUUGAAGAUUCUGGAUUGUUUGUUCAAAAGUUUACAGGGAUCCAGGGUCGACUUGAAGAAGCAAGACAGGUCGGUGAUCGACUAGGUGGGCUGCCACUUGCGCUCGCCCAGAUGGCUGGCAUAAUUAGGCUCGACUUUUUAACCUAUACUGAGUUCAUGAGACUUUACGAUGCUGGUGAAAUCCACAAGAUGGAGGUUCAGCCGCCCCAGGUGCCAGCUCGUGGUAACGUGUCAACAGUCUUGGAGAAGCUAUCAGAUGCUGCCCGAGCGAUUUUAGAAAUUUCAUCGUUUUUGGACCCAGACAGUAUUCAGGAGAGGAUCUUGGUGAGCCACGCUACUAUUAUAGAUAUGCCCUCGUAUCCUGAGCAACCGGUUCCCUUUUUCAAUGCUCGGAAGCAACUGAUCGGGUCUUCCAUUUUUCGUCAUAAUCAGGAAACGGCUGAGUAUUGGAUGCAUCGUGUUACGCGAGACGUUGUGCGUGUCCAAAUUGAACCUCAGCGGCAACGAAGGAUAUUUUUAAACGCGGUCACCAAGGUCGCAGCGGCCUGGCCGGUUGGAGAAGUUGAGAGUCAUGAUGUCAACCUAUGGGAGGAAUCCAAAGCACUCUACCCGCAUGUCAUCAGCCUGGAGGACGCGUAUAAGAAACACUUCAAGCAUGAGGAAUAUGUUGAUGGUGACUUUGAAUUUGCUGGGCUUCUCAAUCGCGCUGGAUGGUACCAACACGAACGCGGCGAAUCGCCGAUUAUAAAGCCUUUAUUGGAACUGGCCCUAGAACUUUGCAAUCGUAGCAAAGAAAUCGAUCACCAAGACUUGGAAUCCGACAUCCGGCACACACUUGGUGCAGUCGCCAGCGGGACAAACGACGCAGCGAGCAGCAUGGACCAUAAUAAAAAGGUCCUUGAGAUACGCUUAAAUAUAGCAGAGAAACUGGGAGCAGUGGACGAGAAACUCGCCAGCGCUUAUAACCAGAUGGGUAUAUCAUGGAUGAUGGCUGGCGAAUACACAAAGGGAGAAGAAUCUUUUACGACGUCUGCAAAGGAGUACGAGAAAAUCUCGGAAUACACCAAAGACAAGCGUUCCUUGGCACUAGUAAAUCUUGGGACAACGAAGUGGCUCCAGGGUGACUUCACACGGGCAUCUGAAGUGCUAGAAAUGGGCCUCGCAGAUCGAGAAGAAGUUUAUGGGGCCAUGGACAGCCAUUGUUUCAGGACCGGUCGCUUUCUCCACGCACUUGGAAACGUACGGUUCUCUCAGGGUCUAAUCAAGGAGAGUGAAAAUUUCCAUCGACGGGCCCUUCAGCAAUACCAGUCAACCAUCCGCAACCGCCAUCAUCGAACUGCAGAUGUCUGCCACAAAGUGGCCCAGCAUUGCCUCCGCAACGGGCUUCUUGACGAUGCCAUCGGAUUUAUCGAUCAGGCCCUCAAGAAUUGGAGCGUCGAUUCAGCAACAUAUGCUCGGGAGAUAUCGCGGACUUCAUAUCUCAAGGCCAAGGUGCUUUCAGAAGCUAGGCAAGAGGAUGAGGCAAGAAAAUUGCUACAAGAGGCGGCAUCCAUGCGGCACAAGAUCACGGGGGUGGAGAGAGACGGCAAGGACCUACGAGAGGAAGACUUCGACGAACUAGUCACAUUCUGGUCUAGAUAG
This is a messenger RNA of Penicillium waksmanii, 2346 nucleotides long. RefSeq lists its product as uncharacterized. Bases 1 to 2346 code for a protein of 781 amino acids. NCBI's taxonomy places the organism in Eukaryota, Fungi, Ascomycota, Eurotiomycetes, Eurotiales, Aspergillaceae. The transcript is spliced from 3 exons. The record is from RefSeq and is a predicted model, not a curated record. Gene Ontology annotation, molecular function: protein binding; ADP binding.